Messenger RNA from Bacillus rossius redtenbacheri, 6584 nucleotides. It is a transcript of the gene Wdr62, whose product is annotated as mitogen-activated protein kinase-binding protein 1. Gene Ontology annotation, molecular function: protein binding. Bases 275 to 4861 code for a protein of 1528 amino acids. Gene Ontology annotation, cellular component: mitotic spindle. The transcript has 30 exons. Lineage: Eukaryota; Metazoa; Arthropoda; Insecta; Phasmatodea; Bacillidae. The record is from RefSeq and is a predicted model, not a curated record. Gene Ontology annotation, biological process: centriole replication.
GUGCUUUAGAAUUAAUACUUGUCUUCAAGUGUCCCGUUAGAUCACAUUUAUUGAAACAGCUAAUAUGCUUAAUUUGUAAUUUCGAGUAAUGGAACUAAAUGGAGGUGUGUGGGGAUGCCAAACCACCUUCAUGGUACACGGCUCUACCUGCAGCUUGUUUCCCCUGCAAUCAAGAGUGUCUUUGUGGAGAGAGGCCUGUCCAAACUGAAUCAGAGUUGUUGACAGUGUUUUCCUUGGUUCUGCCAUCUGUCAGUGGCAGUUCAUCUUGUGAAAAAUGACAACAAAAUUGGUCCGCACACCAUCAUUAAAAAGGGGCAAAGGUGACAUUCCGGUCGCUAAUAGGGUGAAGUUAGAACGGGUUAUAGGACUAACAGUUGUCAGUAAUUCAGCAUUAUGCUGUGAUCCAAACACUGAGAACAUACUUUACACGGCAGGGUGUACUGUUGUGUCAUUUAGUCCACAUAAAAAUAAACAGACCCAUGUGUUGAAUACAUCACGAAAGGCAGUUACCUGCAUUGCUGUUACGAGUGAUGGCAAUCAUCUAGCAACAGGGGAAUGUGGCCACAUGCCUUCGGUUCGUGUUUGGGAUAUUCUCAGUGGUACACAACUGACUGAAUUGUCAGGUCACCAAUAUGGCAUCAACUGUGUAGCAUUUUCCCCCAAUGGCAAACAUCUGGUCUCAAUUGGAUCACAGCAUGAUAUGAUUGUUAAUGUGUGGGAAUGGAAGACCAAUUUAAAAGUUGCAUCUAAUAAAGUUUCCACUAAAGUGAAAGCUGUUUCAUUUGCUGAAGAUGGAAAGUAUUUCGUGACAGUUGGUAUGCGCCAUGUCAAGUUUUGGUACUUGGAGUAUUCUAGAAGUGGGAAGUUUCUAGAUGCGGUACCUUUGAUGGGUCGUGCAGGCAUAAUGGGAGAGUUGCGAGAUAAGGACUUCUGUGAUGUUGCAUGUGGACGUGGUAUGAUGAUAAAAUCCACUUUUACGAUCACCAAGUCUGGACAGUUAUGUGAAGUGAAUAGUCGCAGAAUGCUUGAGAAGUGGGUUGAAUUAAGAACAUCAUCUGCAAACUGCAUGAGUCUGGGAUGGAAUUACAUCUUCGUAGGGUGUGCAGAUGGCAUUGUGCGAUGUUUCAAUCCUAUGACUUUGCAGUUUGUGACAACUUUACCUCGGACUCACUACUUAGGGUUUGAUAUUUCCCAGGGAUUCGAUAUCAGUCAUAUGGUGCAACAUCCAAACAAUGCCAAAUACCCAGACACAAUUGCAGUGACGUUUGAUGACUCUAACAUGAAGUUAACUUGCAUUUACAAUGAUCACAGCAUUUACAUCUGGGAUGUGCACGACAUCAAAAGGGUUGGGAAAACAUACUCGUUUCUCUUUCACUCGGGGUGUAUCUGGGGAGUGGACACGUACCCACUUUUGGACAGCAGCCUUCCUUCAGCGAUGCCGAAUGGUUCUUUCAUCACGUGCUCCAGCGAUGACACUAUUCGUGUGUGGAACCUGGAGUCCAGUCUUCCUGCAAACACUCACUUCCAGAAGAAUAUUUACAGUGAGGAACUUUUAAAGAUUGUUUAUGUUGAUUCUUCACUGAGCUUUAUAAAAAAUCAAGAUCUGUCUGACAAUUUAGAAAAAAAUGAUGCUGCGACUUACGACAGCCGUAAUGGUGUGCGGUCUUUAUGCAUAAGUCCAGAUGGGCAGCACUUGGCAACUGGAGAUCGCAUGGGUAACAUAAGAAUCCACAAUUUGAAUAAUAUGCAAGAACUGUGUUUCAUUGAAGCUCAUGAUGCAGAAGUUUUGACACUGCAGUACUCAAGACCAGAGUGUGGACACAGGUUGUUGGCUUCAGCUUCUAGAGAUAGAUUGCUUCAUAUUUUCAAUGUUGAGAAGGAUUACAGCUUUGCAGAAGCAUUUGAUGGUCACUCAUCAUCUAUAACUGCCGUUAAGUUCAUCACUGCCAAAGAUCAUUUGCAAGUAGUGUCAUGUGGCGCAGACAAAUCAAUAAUUUUUAGGCACCUUGUUCCAAUGCUUGAUGACACAAUUCAUUUUGCUCGUGGCCACAUCGUUGCAUGUAAGACGACUCUGUAUGACAUGGAAGUAGAUUCUUCUCAGAAAAAUAUCUUAACUGCUUGUCAGGACAGAAAUGUUCGAGUGUAUAAUAUAAACACUGGAAGGCAGAAGAAGACUUUCCGAGGCUCAGUGAGCGAAGAUGGAUCACUCAUCAAGCUUGCCCUGGACAACAGUGGAAUUUAUCUUGCCACUAGCUGCACCGACAAGACAUUGUGCGUGUACGAUUAUUACUCUGGAGAGUGUAUGGCAACGAUGCUGGGUCACUCUGAGCUGGUGACUGGGUUGAAGUUUACAAAUGACUGCAGUCGACUGAUUUCAGCAUCGGGCGAUGGUUGCAUAUUCGUGUGGCAGAUUCCUCACGACAUGGUUGUAACCAUGCAGGCUCGGCUCAGCCAACAAGCAGCACGGCUUGAGAAGAAAUUGCAAGACCAGUCAAAUGAAAACCUGGUGGAGAACCUCUCAGAUGUACCAAUAUCACCACACAAUGUGCUGGAUAUUCUCUCAGGUACAAGUCAGAAUCUGUUGCCAACGUGGGCAAGUAGACAUGAGUCUCACAGUUUGUCUGUAGCCAACUUGAAGCAGCAGCACAAUCUGCCAGGAGGUCGCUGGGCUCAGCGACUAGCAGCGAUGCAAGAGCAAAGAUAUGAUGCACUUCCCAUCAUGCUGAAACCAUUUGAUUUGCAAGAAAAACGUCUGGAUUCAGAUGGGUCAAAAGAAAGCUCUUUGGACAGUGGAACAGAGCUUAGGACUUACACUGAUAAGGAAGAUCUGAGAAAAGGACUGGAACCAGUUGCUCACAAAGGCCAGAAAGACACUGAAGAUUCCGAGUUCCCCCGAGCCCGCCACCUGACAGAUGAUAGCAGUCUCGGUAGUUACAAGUUUGAGGACCUUGAAAGCACUGAACAUGAUGGAGAUGUAGAGGACAUCUCUGAAGCUGAAUGUGAACCUUCGCAGCAAGAACACAGUCCUCGGCCACUCAGAGUCUACUAUCCACCUCCAAUUGAAACUGGCAGUGAUUUCACAGUGAACGCAAUGGAUGUAGAAGAGUUGAAGCGGUCAAUGCGGAGGCAUAAGAAACCUCUUUUUCCAGAAGUUUCUGGGCCAUCUGUUUCCACCUCGGUGUCAGGAAGUCAGGAUAGUGAUGAUGAUGACGAAGAAGUGUCCACUCCAAGUGGUGAAACAACAGAAAGAAGUUUGCAUUCUGCUAGUGCAAGCAUGGAGAAUAUAGACUUCCUGGUGCAACGUGAAAAAUUCCUUAAAAACACUUUUGAGUCCUUGAGUGGAGCAGAAGUUGACAACAAGCAGCUUUUAAAACCUCCAGGUGGUAAUAGUAUUACAUCACAGUUUCUUGGCCAAGCAAGUUUGAGCCAUCAGGAAGGCAAGACUCGCCAGUUACCUCCCUGGAAGAACUACGCACCAACUCGAGCCCCUCCUUCUUCACCUAGGAACAAUGUUAUUGGCCCGAAGAGAGUUUCCUCUUCACAUAAUGAACUGGAGGACAAGCGAAGCUUGUUGAAGAGGCGAUUGGAGGAUAUGAAACAGCAGCUUGAAAGUGUUGGUUAUACAAGACAUGGAGCCCGUAUUAAUACUGCAGCAAAGCCUCUUCGAAACUCUGUUAGUGUGGCUGAUUUAACAGAACUUGACAACAGAAAGGAUUCAAGGAGUAAAGUUCAUCAGGAUUUUGUAUCUAUGGCAGAGAGUGAUGAAGAGUUUGGAGGAAUGCGACGAACGUACUCCCUUAGUGACCUUCGACCCAGUUUGUGGGAAGGAAGUGGGGAUACUCAUCAACUAGAUUUACCGCUGACUAAGUCUAGGAGACGGGACGUCCCAAGGAAGCAAGUUUUUCCUUCCAGAAGUGGCCAGGAAGCUACUGAUGCAACUAGUAAUAAAAGAGCAGUGGUGCAGGCAAUUGGCGCGGCGAACCUCGGGACUGUAUCGAGGGAAUCAAGCAUGAACCGCAGUGUGUCGAUGGGGGAGCUGAACCAAAGUGAUUGUUAUGGAGAUGCAGUGCAGAAUCGAUUAAACUCUCUGAUGAGACCAACUAUAAGUUCUAGGAAUAAAGUUGUGUCAGUCUCGAAGAAUUCUGCCGGACCUCCCUCGAUACGACACUAUGGCUUGACUAGCUCACAUUCAUCAGUCAACCUCAGCCGACUUGAAAAUGAGGAAUCAAGUUCGGAAGAAGUCUUGGGGCCGGGAAGGAGUCGACUUCACGUUCACAACCUCGAUCGCUCAGCAAGUGCAAACAAUAUCAACACUGCUGCUUUUCGGCCACCUUCUGGUUUCAAGAGCACUGCAAAUGUGGUGCCACUUCAAGUCCGGCCAUCUUCUUCUCGGUUAGUUUCCAGUGGGGCUCACCCGAAACAGUUUGCAAGACCUCGCCAGGUAUCCGAACAUAAGAAAUCGCAUCAUAAUUUGACAGUUUGUUUGGACCUGGCCAAGAAGCUGAAAGAUUCAGCUCAGCAAGUAAAUGAUGCAUUGAGCCAACUGCGCAACCAGUCGAGUGCAACAGACUCUAGCCAGAAAGUUGAUGUGUUACUAGAAGCAUUACAGUCGUCAAUGCUGAUGAUGAUGGCUGGUGAGUUUUUUGGACUGGAAGUGGCCGGCAAUCAGGAGUGGGAUGUGGAUCGCUGGAUUCAGUACUUGCGUGAACAAUUAGCUGUAGUUGUGCGUGCCUAUCUGAGUCGAACUGCUUCUAAACAGGGCACUGAUGACGAGUGGCAGGAACAUCUUGAGAGAGUGAUUGAAGACGUGACCAAGAAGUUACUGGAUGUUUUAAUUGAUGAAUCAAAACCAUUUUGCUAACAUUUAUUUAUUUCUGUUUUCAAACAGGAUGCUUUUGUUUACAAAGCUUCACCUGUCAUAUUAUUUUGUAUUAUAGACAUUAUUUAAUCAUCUUAAUUGUCUAGGCAUUACUUUGUUAUUGUUUCCAUAUAACUGUUUCUCAUCAGAUUUUUUUUAUGUGUGACAGUAUGAUGACUUUCAGCUUUAUGUGCACUUAAAAUAUAACUGCAUAUUAACUGUUUUAAGUGAUAAUUUUUAUAAUGUUUGUACAUGCAUGUGGUAUCUAAAUUGUUUAUGUUUCCAUGUGAAAAACUUUAUGAUCUUGUAAAGCAUGUACAGUCAAACCUCAUUAAUUUGAAUCCUCUUAGUACAAAAUUCCUGUUUAUGCAACGUACUUUCACAGUCCCUGAAAAUUAAGUAUACUUCCAUAUGUUAUUCAGUACUUUUAAUGUGAAAUAUGGUAAAUGUGAAAUAUGAAGUUGAUUUGAUCCCUCAAGUUGCUGUUAACAUGUACAAGUAAACGAUUAAUACAAAUUUCACUACCCAAGUUUUAUAAACAUAAUAACAUUUAUAUCACCAACAAGUAAAUAAACGUUUCUCCAAAAUGGUUAAAAACAAGAUGAAAAAUGUAACUCUAUUGGUAAUGUUAGUAACUAAACUAGAAGAGAGACCAUUUUGUAAACUGAAAACUAAAAGGAAGGUACUCUAUACCUUAUCUAUGUUAGUCAUUGAAAGUGCACAUACGAAGACGUUUAGAUAAUCUUUGGAAAUAAGUUCUGGUAUUUUCUUUUGUUCGUACAUGUGCCAUAACCAGAAUUUUGAGCAUGUUUUAUAUUAUAAAAUGACUGCAAAAAGUAAACGUAAUGAUCUUAAAUUGCAAGUGGAACUUAAAAUUAUUAAAAGAAGUUGACAAUGGAGAAAAAACAAAAACUGAAAUUGCUAGAGACUUUAACAUCCCGCUAUCGUGCUUGUCGACGAUAUUAAAAAAUCACAAAAAAGAUUGAAUCAGCUUUUGAGAGUUAUUUGCAGGUUAUCAACUAGAAAAAGAAUGCAAGGUCCAAAAAAUUAAGAAAUGCAAGCUAAUACCUUGUUUCAGCGGUAUCAAGAAAUGAUGCAGAAAAAAGCAGACUACUUGGUAUUGAAGUUAGGGAUUUCGGAAUUUUAAGUUCAGCAGUGGUUGGCUACAACGCUUUAGGGGUAACAACACUCUUGUUGGCAAAUUUAUAUGUGGGGAGUUGGCAGCAGUAGAUAUGACCAAAAUUAAAGAUGGGUUAGUCUGUUUAGCCCAUCAGUUUACAUAAUUUUCUUUAUGUUUAAAAUAAUUUAGGCAUUAGAAGGUAAAUCAAAUUUUUGUAAUGAGUUCCCAAUAGUUUGGUUAACACAAACCUUGUUAUUACAAAGUACUAAAAUUAUGGUCACUUCAGGUUUCUAAUAAUGAGGUUUGACUGUAAUUUCUAAAUGACUGAUGUAUAUUUAAACUUCCUGAUUCUAGUAAGGGAUAAUAUCUCUUCAACCUUUUUGCUAUCUCUUCCAACAUAAUGCAUUAGUUUGCAGUGUCUGAGCCACCAUCGUGUUCAUUUGUAUUUUAGCUCAGCUCAUAGCUAACCAGUUUGUAAAUACAAUGACUACUGUUGAACAAUGCAUUUUCUUUUUUGUACCUUAUUAAUGCAGUGCAUUUGUAUUUGUAUUGUAAUAUAUAUAAAUAUUUAAAUGGACAUAAAUUAAAUUUAAUACAAAAAUUGUA